Malus domestica (apple) is the source of this 621-nucleotide messenger RNA. The record is from RefSeq and is a predicted model, not a curated record. Lineage: Eukaryota; Viridiplantae; Streptophyta; Magnoliopsida; Rosales; Rosaceae.
AUGGCAGCAAACUCAGUCAAGAUUGAAGGUCUUUUAGGAAUGAUAACUGUGAAGCUUCAAGAUGCCAAUUUUACAAAGUGGAGCUAUCAGUUUCAAUUUGUGUUACGAGGUUAUGAUCUUUUUGAGUUCUUUACUGGUGAGUCUCAAUGUCCACCAGAGUAUUCUAUGAGCACAGAAACUGGGGUUACAAAGGAAAUAACAGUUGAAUACAAAGAAUGGGAGAAGAAAGAUUUGGCAUUGUUGAGCUUGCUAAUUGCUACACUCUCUGAUGAGGCGAUGGAUCACAUUGUUGGUUGUAAAACAUCUCAGGAGGCUUGGGUUUGUCUUCAAGAAAGAUUUGCAUCGGUCUUUGUUGUUCAAGUGAAUCAAUUGAAGUCUGAGUUUCACACUAUACAAAAAGGCACAGAUUCGGUGGAUAAGUACUUGUUGAAGGUGAAAGGAAUUAGAGAUCAACUUGUUUCUGCUGGAGAAAAGAUCACUGUUAAUGAUUUCAUAAUUGAUGCAAUAUCUAGGUUGCCACCAGAGUUUGAACUCAUUAAAACAGUAAUCUUGGCAAGGGAUUCUAGUAUUUCAUUAAAAGAUUUUCGAGCACAACUUAUUGGUGCAGAAAGAUAUAUUUAA